Penaeus indicus is the source of this 1280-nucleotide messenger RNA. Its product is annotated as hydroxyacyl-coenzyme A dehydrogenase, mitochondrial-like. The transcript has 6 exons. Gene Ontology annotation, cellular component: mitochondrion. The record is from RefSeq and is a predicted model, not a curated record. Gene Ontology annotation, molecular function: (3S)-3-hydroxyacyl-CoA dehydrogenase (NAD+) activity; NAD+ binding. Bases 73 to 1008 code for a protein of 311 amino acids. Gene Ontology annotation, biological process: fatty acid beta-oxidation. NCBI's taxonomy places the organism in Eukaryota, Metazoa, Arthropoda, Malacostraca, Decapoda, Penaeidae.
CCUCACAGUCGUGGUUUAGUCGCGUCGUUGGCAACACUUGACUCCUUUGCUCUCCUCAUAAGCAGCAAAAAAAUGUCUUUCUUCACGGCUCUCACCACUAGGACUUUCUCCAACUCGGCGAGAAUGGCAGCUGCAAUUAAGAAUGUUACCGUCAUCGGGAGCGGCUUGAUGGGCGCAGGCAUCGCUCAGGUGGCAGCCCAGACUGGCCACACGGUGACCAUGGUUGAUAUUGACAAGGCGGCUGUGGAUAAGGCUGAAAAGAGAAUUGCAGCAUCCAUUCAAAGGGUUGCCAAGAAGAAGUUCAGUAGCGAUGAAGGCGAGGCAACCAAGUUCAUCUCAGAGGCAAUUAGCCGCCUGAGCACUUCCACGGACCCAGUUGCCUCUGUGGGCUCGGCUGACUUGGUUGUGGAGGCUAUUGUGGAGAACAUUGGGGUCAAGCAGAAGUUGUUUAAGGAACUAGAUCAGGCUGCUCCAGAGCACACCAUUUUUGCAUCCAAUACCUCGUCCCUUCCUAUUGGCAAGAUUGCUGAGGUUACAGAUAGGAAGGACAGAUUUGGAGGCCUGCAUUUCUUCAACCCUGUGCCAGUGAUGAAGCUCUUGGAGAUCAUUCGUAUUCCUGAGACCAGCAACGCCACCUUCGAGGCCAUGAAGGAAUGGGGAAAGAACAUGGGCAAAGUGAGCAUCCAGUGCAAGGACACUCCAGGCUUCGUUGUGAACCAUCUCCUUGUUCCAUACCUAUUCGAAGCCAUGGCCAUGGUGGAGCGAGGUGACGCCUUCAAAGAAGACAUCGACAUUGCCAUGAAGCUUGGGACCGGCUAUCCCAUGGGCCCACUUGAGCUGAGCGACUACGUUGGUCUGGACACUCUUAAGUUUAUUGGCGAUGGCUGGAUGAGGGAUUACCCGGAGGAAUCCAUGUACAGAUACCCAAAAAUCCUUGCCAAAUUGGUCGAAGAAGGAAAAAUGGGCGUGAAGUCUGGCCAGGGAUUCUACAACCACAACAAGGAAUAAUUUCGUCGAUCUUGGAGGGACUGGGUGUGCUUGUAAGAAAGAAAGAAAAAAAAUGAUCGUCAUAGUUCUGGGGUCAGAAGUGAUUUGUUGUAAAAUUUAGUUGAUGGUAUUCGUUUUUUUUGUCGUUGAAGUCUGUACAUAAAAGGGUUUUUGUUCAACCUGAAGCAGAAUUUAGGAUUAUACUAAAUACGUUAAAAAUAUGUGGGUAUAAUAUGUGUUAACUGUGCAGUGAUAUCGUACUGUAACUCAAGAAAAUAAACAUAAAACGGUCA